GGUCCCGGUGCCGCCCCCGGUGCCGCCGCUCUGCGCCCCCCGCGCCGCGGCCGCCAUGGGCUCCCUGCUCAGCCGCCGCAUCGCGGGCGUGGAGGACAUCGACAUCCAGGCCAACUCGGCCUAUCGCUACCCGCCCAAGUCCGGAAACUACUUUGCAAGUCACUUCUUUAUGGGAGGUGAGAAGUUUGACACCCCUCACCCCGAGGGCUACCUUUUUGGUGAGAACAUGGAUCUGAACUUCCUUGGGAAUAGACCUGUUCAGUUUCCUUAUGUAACUCCAGCUCCACAUGAGCCAGUGAAGACGCUGAGGAGUUUGGUGAAUAUCCGCAAGGACUCGCUCCGACUUGUGAGGUAUAAAGAUGAUGUUGACAGUCCUACGGAGGAGAACGGGAAGCAGAAGGUCCUGUACAGCCUGGAGUUCACCUUUGAUGCAGAUGCCCGUGUUGCCAUCACAAUCUACUGCCAGGCCACAGAGGAGUUUGUGGGUGGCAUGGCAGUAUACAGCACAAAGAAUCCCUCUCUGCAGUCGGAGACGGUUCAUUACAAGAGAGGGGUAAGCCAGCAAUUCUCCCUGCCUUCCUUCAAGAUUGAUUUCUCAGAGUGGAAGGAUGAUGAGCUGAACUUUGACUUGGAUCGUGGUGUGUUCCCUGUGGUCAUCCGAGCAGUGGUGGAUGAAGGGGAUGUGGUGGUUGAGGUCACUGGUCACGCCCAUGUUCUCCUGGCUGCAUUUGAAAAGCACGUUGAUGGCAGUUUUUCUGUGAAGCCCUUAAAACAGAAGCAGAUCGUUGACCGGGUGAGCUACCUGCUUCAGGAGAUCUACGGCAUCGAGAACAAAAACAACCAGGAGACCAAGCCUUCAGACGACGAGAACAGCGACAACAGCAACGAGUGUGUGGUUUGCCUGUCUGACCUGCGGGACACCCUCAUCCUGCCCUGCAGACACCUCUGCCUGUGCAACUCCUGUGCUGACACCCUGCGCUACCAGGCCAACAACUGCCCCAUCUGCAGGCUCCCCUUCCGUGCCCUGCUGCAGAUCCGGGCGGUGAGGAAGAAGCCGGGGGCUCUGUCGCCAGUGUCGUUCAGCCCUGUCUUGGCACAGAGUGUUGACCAUGAUGAGCACUCUCGUCCCUUUAAGCCCCUUAAGGUGAGCUCUGUCUCCCUGCCCAGCAGGAAGCCUAGGAGGGGAAUAAGAACAAGCUCUGACAACAUCCCUCCUGGCUAUGAGCCCAUCUCCUUGCUGGAAGCACUGAACGGGCUCCGCUCCGUUUCCCCCUCCAUCCCCUCUGCUCCUCUGUACGAUGAGAUCAGCUACUCCGGGGUGGUGGAUGGGAUCCCUCCCGCCAGCCGCCCGCUCGUGGGCAUGGACAGAGCCCUGGAGAGCGGCCACCAGAAGGGCAAGCGCAGCAAGUCUCCAGACAGCACACUACGGUCCCCCUCGUCCCCAAUCCACGAGGAGGAUGAGGAGAAGCUCUCCGAGGACUCCGACUCGCAGCCGGCACUGAGCGGAGGUGAGCUGGUCCUGAGGGAGACCAGCUCUCCAGAGAGCGUGGCAGGGGAAGAGAUGGAGGAGGCCUCGCCUGUGCAGCAGGGUGGUGGCCGCCCGCCCUCGGUGGAGGACGUGCUGCAGGACGGCGGCUGCGGCGAGAGCCGGAGCCUGACACGGUCCGAGAGCGACCCCCCUGUGGACGUGUUCCUGCCAGGCUCAUCCGACUACACCAAGACGCUCCCCGUCCGCGGCACCGGCAGCCCCACGCAGCCCCUUCUCUUCGAGCAGACCCAUCUGCACCUGGAGGACGAGCAGAGCCUCCCGUGAGCGGGGCCGGGCCCUGCCGGAGCCCCCCGGCCCUGCCCGCGCCCCUCGGACACGGUCCCGGCACAGCCCGUGCAUGUUCCCUGGCGGUGGGUCGGGGCCGUGUUUCCCGUGGGCGGUGUCCGUGGGGCCGGGCGGGGGUUCGGGUUCCGAUGGGCAGAUGAAGGACGGACACUACCGAUGUAUAUUUUGUACACACCGAGCACAGCCCUUUGCUGUCACUGCCCCUGUACAGAGCCGUGGCCUCCCCGCCGUGCCGGGCCGCGGGGCUCCGCGGGGAGGGGGGUCCGCGGGGGUCACCCCCGGCCCGUCCCGCAGAGCCCGGCGCUGCCCACGCCGUGUGCCUUGUUCUGCUUCUGCG
Corapipo altera (White-ruffed manakin) is the source of this 2171-nucleotide messenger RNA. It is a transcript of the gene MGRN1, whose product is annotated as mahogunin ring finger 1. The record is from RefSeq and is a predicted model, not a curated record. Gene Ontology annotation, cellular component: plasma membrane; early endosome; nucleus. Gene Ontology annotation, molecular function: ubiquitin protein ligase activity. Gene Ontology annotation, biological process: endosome to lysosome transport; negative regulation of G protein-coupled receptor signaling pathway; protein ubiquitination. The coding region runs from base 56 to 1813 and encodes 585 amino acids. NCBI's taxonomy places the organism in Eukaryota, Metazoa, Chordata, Aves, Passeriformes, Pipridae. The transcript has 17 exons.